Messenger RNA from Hyposmocoma kahamanoa, 1104 nucleotides. RefSeq lists its product as uncharacterized. NCBI's taxonomy places the organism in Eukaryota, Metazoa, Arthropoda, Insecta, Lepidoptera, Cosmopterigidae. The record is from RefSeq and is a predicted model, not a curated record. The transcript is spliced from 6 exons. Bases 246 to 1094 code for a protein of 282 amino acids.
AAUAAGCCAACUCAAGAAGAAAAAAGGUUUUCGAAAAAAAUUUCGUUUCUUGAGCUAAAAAUCGGUGCAGAGCAUAAAUUAGGAAGAUAUAGCAGGAGUAGUAGUGAAGAGUUUCCUUCUGAUUAGCGACUGAGACUACUUCCAAAAAUUAUAUCAACAUCCUACUUGAUUAUCAGCUACCUAUUUUAAAAUCGAGAUUCGAAAUCACUUCUUUACUUACUUUGUUGGAAGAAGUGACAUUAAAAAUGUCGCAAUCAAUUAAGCCCAUGAAAGUAGAAGUUUACAAUGCCAUAGUCGAAGAUUUCAAGAAACUUGCAUCUUUUAGUCGUAAAUCUGAAAAUGAGCUGAAGAAGAAAUAUAAACAUUUACCUGCAUCUACACUAGGAAGCAUAAUUUCGCAACUAGUCCAAAGAUCUAUGAAAGCAAGCUACAGGAAGUCACCCUCGAUUGCCAGCAAGUAUUAUGACUUAUAUGAGACCUUGAUGAAUGGUAAAAAUAAAGGCAAUGUUAUUAUGAAGUUAUCAGAAAAUCAAGGCAUAAGUCCAGCUCUCAUAGCUCGAUCACUUUUGCAAAAUGUGUAUUCAGACUCUACAAUGGCCAAGAAAUGUUUCAAAGACACCUCUCUCAUUGAAGACCCUGACCUGGCUUAUGAAGUAUUUUUGGGCAUUAUGAAUGAUAACCAAUAUGGUCCUUAUGCAGAUGUAAUAAAGCAGUCAAUUGGAUUGGAAUAUGAGCUGAGACUAGAACAAUAUUUAAGGUCUAUGAACAUAACAUUCUCUGAUGAGAAUGUGCUACGGUCACAUGGUUAUGACAAAACUCCUGAUUUCAAACUGGAUGUACCAAUAGCUGUUGAUGGUUUCAUCGUACAUUGGGUGGAGAGUAAAGCUCUAUUUGGUGAUGAAGAAAAUCACGCGGGAUACCUUAAAGAUCAACUCACUUGUUAUUGGAAUAGAUUUGGUCCUGGACUAGUAAUAUACUGGUUUGGUUACUUAGAAACAUUAGACUUAACUCCAGAAGUUAACAACAUGUUUAUACUGCGAUCAAGUUUUCCUACUAAAGAAAGUAUUACACAAUUCAAAUAUGAUGAAAUUUAGAUUAUUACAC